Musa acuminata subsp. malaccensis (wild Malaysian banana) is the source of this 1270-nucleotide messenger RNA. RefSeq names its product mitochondrial uncoupling protein 3. NCBI's taxonomy places the organism in Eukaryota, Viridiplantae, Streptophyta, Magnoliopsida, Zingiberales, Musaceae. Gene Ontology annotation, biological process: response to cold; transmembrane transport. Gene Ontology annotation, molecular function: transmembrane transporter activity. The record is from RefSeq and is a predicted model, not a curated record.
UUUUAAUUCAGUCCUUCCCCUUCUCUAGCCGGGCCUUUCUCGACUCGCCAAGAAAAAUGGGCGGGGGCCGAAGAGAAGCGGCGUUGGAGCUCCGAACAGCCUCCAAGAUCGGCCUGGCCUCUCUCUCGGCGGCGGUGGCGGAGACUGCGACCUUCCCCAUAGACAUCCUAAAGACACGGCUUCAGCUCUGCGGCGAGUCCUCUCGGCCCCCGUCCCGCACCCGCCCGCUCGCCUCCGCCGGUGGGAACUCCCUCCGCGUUGCAGCUGAGAUCUGGAGGAAGGGCGGCGUAUUGGGUUUCUACAGCGGCCUCUCUCCUGCCGUCCUCCGCCACCUGUUCUACACCCCCAUACGGAUCGUCAGCUACGAGCACCUCCGCGUUGCCGCGGCGCCGGACGGUUCGCUCCUUGGGAAAGCCCUCGCCGGAGGCGUCUCUGGCGUCAUCGCCCAGAUUUUGGCAAGCCCUGCUGAUCUUAUAAAGGUAAGAAUGCAAGCAGAUGGCCAUCUUUUAAGCACUGCUAACCAGCCCAGGUAUGCUGGACUAUUUGAUGCUUUCAGGAAAAUAAUCCAGAAAGAAGGCUUUCCAGGCCUUUGGAGGGGGGUGUUUCCUAAUGCUCAAAGAGCGUUUUUGGUCAAUAUGGGUGAAUUGACAUGUUACGAUCAGGCAAAGCAUUUUAUUAUUCGACAAGGGAUAUGUCAAGAUAAUACUUAUGCUCAUACAUUGGCAUCAGUGGCAUCUGGACUUUGUUCGACUGCUCUAAGCUGUCCAGCUGAUGUGGUAAAAACUAGAAUGAUGAAUCAGACUUCUGGCAGAGAUGCAGAUGUAUACAGAAAUUCUGUUGACUGCUUGUACAAGACUGUGAAAUUUGAAGGCUUGAGGGCAUUGUGGAAAGGUUUCUUCCCAACAUGGGCAAGGCUAGGGCCUUGGCAAUUUGUGUUUUGGGUUUCUUAUGAGAAGUUGCGGCGAGUCUCUGGUCUUUCCUCUUUCUGAUAAAUUUCUUAUCAUCACAGCUUGACAAAGAGGCAAGGGAAGUCUACCGAUCAUUAAAUUCAGAUUCAAAGGGGGAAAAGUUUAAUUAUCUUUACUAUACCUUCAUUUAAGUUCAAACCAUUUUGCCCGUUGCCUUAUGCAUAGGCUUUAUGGAAUUGGUGUGCAGGUAGACUGAAAUUUUAUUUAUGCCUUGUGAUGGCUUAUUCAAUGAGAGGAAUUAAUGCGAUAUGCAGCUUUGAGAUUUAAUAAUAGUUUUGAUGUAGGAAUAUGACUUCUUUCCA